AUGCACAGGACCCCACACGUGGGAAUAGUCGGUGCCGGCCUAGCGGGCUUGAGGUGUGCGGAUGUUUUACUUGAUCGUGGCUUUCGAGUAACAAUCCUUGAAGCUAGGGAUCGAAUUGGCGGUCGCGUAUGCCAAAGCGACGUUGGCGGGUUUAAGGUAGAUGUAGGCCCGAACUGGAUACAUGGGGCACAGAACAAUCCCAUCCUGGAUCUCAGUAACGGCUCAAAAACUAUUACCCAUGCAUGGGGCGGUUUGCAGAAUGUUAUUGAUACGUCUGGAGAGCCUCUUGACGAGGGUUUGGUUGGAAGGAUUUCAGACUUCAUAUGGACGACGAUAGAUGACGCGUUUGAAUAUAGCCGUCUUAACAAAGACAGAAUCCCUCCGGGCAAAAGCCUCUUCGAUUUUAUCAAGGAGCAGUUGGGAAAGGCCGAGUUUUCCGAGGUUGAGAAGGAAAAGUGCAUUGAAUUGUCAAAAAUAUGGGGUUCAUACAUUGGAUCUCCCAUUGAUCGGCAAAGCUUGAGGUUCUUUUUUCUAGAAGAGUGUUUAGAUGGGGACAAUCUUUUCGUGGCAUCCACAUAUAAGAAAAUCGUCGACUCAGUCGCCGCAGCCGCCCUCAAACGAGCUGAAAUCCACCUGAAUGAACCAGUUAUCAAAAUCGAAGCAAACCCCCGAGUUUCCGGAACGAACCAUCAAGUCAGAGUUACAGCCUCAACAGGGUCCCAAUAUCUAUUCGAUGAGUUGGUCACCACAUUUCCCCUAGGCUGGCUAAAACAAAACAAAACUACCUUCCAGCCAUCCCUGCCAACCCAUCUCUCCAAAGCCAUCGACAACAUUUCAUACGGCCAACUAGAAAAGGUCUACAUCCACUUUCCCUCCGCCUUCUGGGAGCAAGCACCAAACACAGGGCACAGCACCAGCACAAAACACCCUCUUUCUGACCUCCAGCAAAAUUCCCAAACCUCACCUCCUGAAGUCUCCACGUUCACCGAAUUCCUCACGCCCUCCUACACCAACCACCCAACCACCCCCUUCUGGAACCAACAGUGCGUCUCCCUCUCCGCCCUCCCGGGCCCCUGCGCCCACCCAACCCUCCUCUUCUACCUGUACGGCCCCUCCGCCACCGACCUCAUUUCCCAAAUCCACGCCCUUCCCCCCUCCUCAAAGGAAUACCACGACACCAUCAACACGUUCCUGCACCCCUUCUAUUCCCGCCUCCCAGGGUACGACCCAUCGUCGCCGAAUUGCCGCCCAACCGCCAUCCUCGCCACGCAGUGGCAACGCGACCCCUGGGCGGGGAACGGCAGCUACUCGAAUUUCCAGGUCGGGCUGGAGGCGGGUGAUCGCGACAUCGAGGUCAUGCGCGAGGGCAUGGGUGUCGAGCGCGGGGUGUGGUUUGCGGGCGAGCAUACGGCGCCGUUUGUGGGGCUGGGGACCACGUCGGGGGCGUAUUGGAGUGGGGAAGCGGUUGCCGGACGCAUUUGUGAGUUCUUGGCUGGUGCGGCCGGUACUGGUACUGGUGCUACUACUACUACUUCUACUACUACUAUUACUACUAGUAGUAGUGUUGGGACACGCGGGGAGCGGGGCCCUGGAGGAACGGAUUGCGUAUGA
Messenger RNA from Histoplasma capsulatum G186AR, 1611 nucleotides. RefSeq lists its product as uncharacterized. Lineage: Eukaryota; Fungi; Ascomycota; Eurotiomycetes; Onygenales; Ajellomycetaceae. Gene Ontology annotation, molecular function: oxidoreductase activity. The record is from RefSeq and is a predicted model, not a curated record. The transcript has 4 exons. The coding region runs from base 1 to 1611 and encodes 536 amino acids.